ACCACAGGCACGUGCAGCGACUCGGUGGUUCACAGCUGCGACCUGUGCGGCAAGGGCUUCCGCCUACAGCGCAUGCUCAACCGUCACCUCAAGUGCCACAGCCAGGUCAAGAGGCACCUGUGCACCUUCUGUGGCAAGGGCUUCAACGACACCUUCGACCUGAAGAGGCACGUCCGCACGCACACAGGCAUUCGUCCCUACAAGUGCGACGUGUGCAACAAAGCCUUCACCCAGCGCUGCUCCCUGGAGUCCCACCUGAAGAAGAUCCAUGGGGUACAACAGCAGUAUGCCUACAAGCAGCGGCGGGACAAGCUGUACGUGUGCGAGGAGUGUGGCUACACAGGCCCCACGCAGGAGGCCUUGUACCUGCAUGUGCACAGUGCCCACCCUGGUAGCGCCUUCCUCAAAAAGACAUCCAAAAAGCUGGCAGCCCUCUUGCAGGGCAAGCUGACGUCCGCACCCCAGGAGAACCCCAGCCUGAGCGACGAGGAGGAGAGGAAGUGAGGGCAGAGGAGGGCAAGGAAGCACGUAGCCACAGACUUCUGGUUUUGAGGGUUCCCCGCCCUGUGGGCUCUUCAGCUGACCUCUCUGUCCUUUGGGACUUUGGCAGUGGGGUCUGCUCCAAAGUUGUCCUUGAUCGAGGUGACGUCAGGCUCAGGAACACACAUGUCCUAUCGAACACAGUCACUGGCACUCACCAAAGUUUGUUUUCCACAUGCCUGAUGGCCAAGAUCACCGAGCGGGUAUUUUUUUUUUUUUAAGGAUUUUCACAUGUGGAGGGAGAGGUAUGUCUUAGAGAGAUCAUCAUUUUAUGGUGCCUUGAAAUAAAAGUACUUCCACUUGAAAUGCUACGCAAGCAAGAAAAAUGAAUUGUAUUAUUGUGGAAGAGUUUACAGAAGUUAUUUUAAUAAAUGAAAUGUUCUUGUGAAA
Molecule: messenger RNA, 930 nt
Organism: Carlito syrichta (Philippine tarsier)
Lineage: Eukaryota; Metazoa; Chordata; Mammalia; Primates; Tarsiidae
Gene: OVOL2
Product: ovo like zinc finger 2
Exons: 2
Coding region: 73-504 (143 amino acids)
Biological process (GO): regulation of transcription by RNA polymerase II; epidermal cell differentiation
Cellular component (GO): nucleus
Molecular function (GO): RNA polymerase II cis-regulatory region sequence-specific DNA binding; DNA-binding transcription factor activity, RNA polymerase II-specific
Source: RefSeq, a predicted model, not a curated record